Chelmon rostratus (copperband butterflyfish) is the source of this 2180-nucleotide messenger RNA. RefSeq names its product ST3 beta-galactoside alpha-2,3-sialyltransferase 5 (gene st3gal5). The coding region runs from base 201 to 1298 and encodes 365 amino acids. The record is from RefSeq and is a predicted model, not a curated record. Gene Ontology annotation, molecular function: lactosylceramide alpha-2,3-sialyltransferase activity. The transcript has 8 exons. NCBI's taxonomy places the organism in Eukaryota, Metazoa, Chordata, Actinopteri, Chaetodontiformes, Chaetodontidae.
CUGAAAGGAGGCUGAAGACGUGAGGCUUGUGAGAAUAUCUCUGGUAACGUUUCACAGCGCGGAACAUUUACUCCGUGAGGACUAGUUAUGGCUAAACUGUGGAAUCCACGGAGGGGACAUGGCCCCUGAGAGCCGGAGAGCUUCAGGCAUCAGCUGAGAAACCAGACGAGUUCCCAGAGUCCAGUGUGAAUGAGAGCAACAUGAGGCUCCCCAAAUGCUGGCUAACGAACAGGCAUGUGUUUUUGCUCUGUCUGGUUUUAGGUUUGCUGUCUUUGGUCAUCGUCUCUCUACCACCGACUGAGACAACAAAACCUCUGCCCUUGCACAUCAACCCAGCACAUAAAAAGCGAGUGCACGAGCACGUGCGCAGAGUUCUGGAGGGUCAGUGUCGUCCCGGCAAAACCAGGCAGAGCUUGCUAGCUCGACUUCCUGCCUCCAGUGAUGUGACCCAGCCCUUCCUGUGGAAAGACGUUCCGCUCAACAAUGACCUCUUCCUGUAUCCACCGCCAUUUGGAUUCAGAGGUCUUCAGAGCAAGGUAGAGGACCUGCUCAAGAAGCUGCCAAACUCUGACUCUACACGCCAGCCGGGAAGCACAUCAGAUAAAUGUCGACGCUGUGUGGUCGUGGGAAAUGGCGGCAUUCUCAGAGGCCUAGAGCUGGGCCCACUGAUCAACCGUUUUGACACUGUUAUCAGGUUGAACAGCGGCCCUCUGGGAGAGUUCAGUGCUGACGUUGGAAACCGAACCAGCAUCAGGAUGAGUUACCCAGAGGGUACACCGCUCCACUGGAUUGACAGAGACCCACACUCUCUGUUUGUAGCAGUGGUGUAUAAAAGUGUAGACAUCAGCUGGACCUCUGCUAUGAUCAGCAAGCUCACUGUGCCUCUGUGGGACUGGUUUUUCUUCUGGCAGAGGGUUCCAGAUCAGCUCCCUCUUGAACCCCACAGGUUCAGACUUCUAAACCCGGAUGUCAUCAGAGAGGCUGCAUUGAACCUACUGAAAUACCCUCCACCAAGAAGACGCCUGUGGGGCACAGACCAGACUGUGCCUACCAUUGGUGUCUCUGCACUGAAUUUAGCCAGUCUGCUGUGUGACGAGGUCAGCCUAGCAGGCUUUGGCUACAACGUCAUCCAGCAGGGGGCGACACUGCACUACUAUGACAACCUGCCCAUCAGCACCAUGCUGCAGCAACCUUCGCACAAUGUGGACAGCGAGACGGAACUCCUACAAACCCUGGUCGAAGAGGGAGCCAUCACUGACCUGACGGGGGGGAUUAAUAACUCCUUCUGCCCCUGCUGACCCCGAAUAUUUGACUAUGAAGAACUUCCCCUUUUUGUUGCUACAAAGUGCUUUUUAAGAACGUACUGUGCGUAAAACCAGCAAUGCAAGAUCAAGACCAAAGGACUUACAAACAUGUGAAAAGUGAGGUAGAAAAGAAUAAACAGGUGAGAGAAACGCUUGCACUUAAGACUGAAACACAUCUCAUCGACAUUACAUAGCAUUUAUCACAAAGUGCUUCUUGAAGAACAAAGGACACAGAAACCUACCAGGCUUUACAAGUCCUUCAAUGGUUGUGUUUUAAAGUUUUUCUUCUGCUUUGAAGCAGCAUUUCCAUUCAUCUGUCCCGUGGUUUCUUUGUUGUUACACUCAAUGAAAAGUUGUCACAUGGAAAAAGUAGAAUUCUAACUCGUAAUGAUUUCAAUCCAUACCAGCAUUGCAGACAUAUCUUUCUCUAGAUUUCAUGUUUAUAUUUUAAAAGCAUCCAUCUCAUUCCACUGUAGAUUAGCAGCAUACCAAUUUUACAAUGAUGCUUUAGUUCUGUCUGUGGUUUUAAUGAGACUUUUUUUUAUGCUUGUACACAUGGGUUUUGAUUUCUUUUCUUUUUUUUUACAACUGCAUCUGCAGUCUUCCAAAAAUGCUGGUCUGUUAAAUACUGUGUGUUAAAAAUGUGUUAUUUAUGCCUCAUUUUGUACAGUUUUCAUUAAUUGUAAUGUAGUUAAUAACAUUUCAACUGCACACACCCUAAAAUGUUUGAGAAAAAUGUAGUCUUGUUGAAGAUAAUCACUGGUCUGUCUGUGUGUGUGAACAACAGAAAGAGAUGAACACCUCUAACUGCACAACUCGUAUGUGUUUAAGAGACAAAGUAAAUACUGCAAUAAAGGCUGACGUUUUAUGAUGCAA